This is a messenger RNA of Adineta ricciae, 2334 nucleotides long. The record is from the annotation of a GenBank genome assembly. NCBI's taxonomy places the organism in Eukaryota, Metazoa, Rotifera, Eurotatoria, Adinetida, Adinetidae.
AUGGGCUGCGGGUCGUUAAGCAAAGAUGUUGUCGUUACACCUACUCUUGUCGUUUCUUCUACUCCAACAGCUGGCGCCGCGUUGUCAAACGCAAAUAUGUCAACAACAAUACCAACUGCAGCAUCUAAUAAUGACACAACUAAAAUCCUUAUUGCUCAUCAUACGACACAACAAAAUAUCAGUGAACGAUUGAAACAAGGAUUGAUUGAUCAAUCUUUGCAAUGUUAUUUAAUUAAUGAAAAUACUCCGAAUUCGCUUGAUAUACGAGCUAAACUCGUUCAAUGGUGUGACGUUUUUGUUGUUAUCAUUAGUCGACUUUAUCAGAGAACUCCGUUCUGUAUGGAAACUCUUCACUAUGCAAAAGAUGUUCGUAAAUCCGUGAUUGCUGUUCUUGCCGAACCGAAUUUUUGUCCAUACGGUGCAUUGGGUGCAAUAUCAGCAAGUGCUAUUCGAUCGAUUGUGUUAAGUGACGAUCAAUCUCUUAUACAUGCAGUCUCAGAGAUAACUACCAGUGCUCGAACCCAGAUAAAGAAAAAACCAAACACGAUCAAUAUAAAAGAUAUAUUAGAAAAUGAAAAGGCCGUGAAUGCGAAACUUCUAGUGGGUUCAUCAGAUUGUGUUGUGUUGAUAUCUACUGCUGAUGAUGGUUCUGCAGUUGCUCAGCUAGUUUUCGAUUCUUUGAUAGCAACACAACCAUCGAUUAUCAUCGAAAAUCUAUCAAAACCUAAUGCAACGAGCAGCGUAGAGAAAUGCACGGUUUUAGUAGGAAUUCUCACUCCACAAUUAGAACAAUUAUCUCUUGGCCAAGCAGUGUUUGAAAAAGCUCGAUCUCUCAGCAAACUAAUUGUACCAGUUAUGGCAAUAAAGAAAUGGCGACCGGAAGGAUGGCUUGGUUUAGUAAUUGCAGGACGAGUCUUUUUUCGUAUAUUCGAUCAGGAAACAGCCAGUAAAGCAUUCUACGAUAGUAAUCGUUUGACAGAUUUACGUGUCGAAAUCGAAGUAGGUAUAUUUCAUCUCAAGUUGGAUACNGCAGUGUUUGAAAAAGCUCGAUCUCUCAGCAAACUAAUUGUACCAGUUAUGGCAAUAAAGAAAUGGCGACCGGAAGGAUGGCUUGGUUUAGUAAUUGCAGGACGAGUCUUUUUUCGUAUAUUCGAUCAGGAAACAGCCAGUAAAGCAUUCUACGAUAGUAAUCGUUUGACAGAUUUACGUGUCGAAAUCGAAAUUGCGUGCCAACCAGUUCCAAGUGAAAAUCAACGUGAAGAAAUUGAGAAGCAAGCGCUUGCGAAACAACUCGAUGAAUGUAAAUCCAAACUAUCAACAUGGCCACCGGCACGUAAAUCCCGCCUUGUAAAUCUCAAUCAAAUCAGGCAGCCUGUUCGAAUUCAAUUACCUGAGCCCCAUGCUGACGGAUAUUUUGAUCAUACACAUCACUCAAUAACACGUCUGACGUUCAAAGCACCCCCAACACUUCUCGAUCAAUACGGUUUACCCAAACGACGUCCACUUGAUUGUAUGAUCAGUUACCAAUGGGAUAAACAAGAAUUCGUUCGUCAAGUCUAUGAAGAUAUGAAUAUGCGUAAUGUACAAGUCUGGUUCGAUAUUUGGGGUGCAAUGCAGGGCUCAACGAACGAUGCAAUGGCAACUGGCGUCGAAUGUGCCAAAGUGCUACUUGUAUUUCUUUCAAAAGCAUACGUUGAAUCAGCUAAUUGUCAAUUAGAAUUUCGUUAUGCUGUACAACGUGGCAAAGCUUUUGUUAUACUACGAACUGAGCCUGGUGUUGUCCUUGAACAAUGGGCAUUAGAAGCUAUACAGAGUUUUCCUCAAUAUGAUGUUUACACAUAUGAUACAUUAGCACAACCUAUCAAUGGAGUGCCGAUGAUUGACGUUAUCGUUCAAGCAGUACGACUACUGGCUCAGGCACAACCAGUGGAUCCUGUUGAUGAUUGUUCAAGUGAACUGUUCGAAAUGCGUACACUUCUUGAUGAUGCUCGAGAUGCUUUGAGUGAGGAGACAGGCGAAGCGCGAUAUAAAACCUGUACUCGAUGUGGACAACAGUAUGAUGACUAUUCGAAAGAUGGUUGCAAAAGACAUGCAGCCUACUUUCUUGGUGGUGGUGGCCUUCUUGAAGACCAAUGGUAUGAUGACUAUUCGAAAGAUGGUUGCAAAAGACAUGCAGCCUACUUUCUUGGUGGUGGUGGCCUUCUUGAAGACCAAUGGGUUUGUUGUAGACAACAAACAGCUGAUUCACCUGGUUGUAGACCGUGUGAACAUAUUGAUCAAGUUCGCGAGUUUUUUACAAACAGUCAAGGAUGUUCGUAUUGGAAACCAGCUUAA